AGAGAUUACACACGGAAACGUUCUUCAUGCUCUGUCGGAUAAGAAAUAAUGUGGUUCAUUUUCCUGCGAUCUGAGCACAAAUUAGAAGUGCCAUGGAUGACAUGAUUAGAGUGUUCUGGAAGAACAGAUGUAUAAUAAAUGAAGAUGUCAAGUAUAUACUUCUGUGUGUGUCCUAUGGAGUUGUAUUCUGCAUUGGGUUCGUCCUUAAUGUACUGACCCUCUACAUCUUUUUGUUCAGGAUAAGACCAUGGAAGACAGUCAAUGUUUUUAUGUUCAACCUUGCACUAUCAGACCUGCUUUAUGUCUUGUCACUUCCCUUACUGGUGCACUAUUAUUCCAAAGAAAAUGACUGGAUAUUUGGUAUGGUUGUAUGCAAAUUAAUUCGAUUUCUCUUCUACACCAGCCUCUACUGCAGUAUUUUAUUCCUUCUCUGCAUCAGUGUUUACCGUUUUUUAGCCGUAUGCUACCCUGUUCAAUAUCUUCGCUGGGGCCACGUUCGUUUUGCUAAGAUUGCCUCUCUCAUUAUUUGGGUCAUCAUAAUUGGAAUGCAGUCUCCAAUGCUGUAUUUUGUAAACACCACCCAGUUGGAAGGUAACACCAUCUGCCCUGAUACCUCUAAUACAGAUAAGGUUCCUCAGUUUCUGGUAUUCCAAACAGUGAAUCUAGUCUUGCUCUUCUGUGUUCCCUUCACAGCAAUCCUCAUUUGUUACUGCAACAUUGUUCAUGUCCUUAUCAAACCAAACACAAAUAGCUCACAACCAUGUCAACGAAAGAAGAGUACAGUCAAAAUGAUCAUUGUUGUGCUCAUUGUAUUUAUUAUAUGCUUCUUACCUUUCCAUGUGACACGUACCUUGUUCUAUUACUAUCGAAUAACAGAUCUUGAUUGUUCUACCUUGAAUGCUAUCAACAUGGCCUACACAGUGACAAGACCUUUAGCUAGUUUUAACAGUUGUAUUGACCCUAUUUUGUACUUUUUUGUCUGGAAAUUAAGACAAAGUGCUGAAUAACAAAGUGACU
Pelobates fuscus (common spadefoot toad) is the source of this 1017-nucleotide messenger RNA. Its product is annotated as P2Y purinoceptor 2-like. NCBI's taxonomy places the organism in Eukaryota, Metazoa, Chordata, Amphibia, Anura, Pelobatidae. The coding region runs from base 93 to 1007 and encodes 304 amino acids. Gene Ontology annotation, molecular function: G protein-coupled UTP receptor activity; A1 adenosine receptor binding; G protein-coupled purinergic nucleotide receptor activity. The record is from RefSeq and is a predicted model, not a curated record. Gene Ontology annotation, cellular component: plasma membrane. Gene Ontology annotation, biological process: G protein-coupled receptor signaling pathway; transepithelial chloride transport. The transcript is spliced from 2 exons.